This is a messenger RNA of Funneliformis geosporum, 1184 nucleotides long. The record is from the annotation of a GenBank genome assembly. Lineage: Eukaryota; Fungi; Glomeromycota; Glomeromycetes; Glomerales; Glomeraceae.
GACUUCAAUUAGAAUUACAAAUAAGGGUACUCAACAAUCUUUUAGAAACAGCCAAAAGAGAAGACGUUGUAACAUUUGCAACCAUCCAAAGAAUUCAAAAGAAAGUAAACGGAAUUAAAGAUUUUAUAAGAUUUCACAAGUUAAAAAUUACAAUCAACGAAAUUCUUGAAUUUUUAAGAAAUAAUCAAGUAUUAAAAGAGAAUCCAGAUCCAUCUUGUAUCCAUUGCUAUCCGAUAACAGAACAACCUUCGGAAGAAUUUGGAAAAUUUUGGUAUUUCUGGGCAGUUUAUUCAUUAAAAGGAGACUCAUAUACUAGUAUUACUGAAAAGGCUUUUGAUAAAGCAAGAGAAAACAAAGAUAAUUCUAUAGUAUUAAAUCAGUGUUUUAAAUUAAUUAUAACCUCCAUAAGAUAUCACGAACUUGCACAAGAAUCCUUUGAAAACUUACUAAAUAUAUUAGAAAACGAGUGGAGUAAUUACUUGGAAACUGACAACUGGGAAAUUGAAACAUCAAUAAAAUCAGGAACUAAUUCAAGAUUAGCAUCAAGGAAAAGUUCAAGAAGAAGUUCAAAAGCAUCAAAAAUGAUUAGAAAUAACGAUGGUAUAUUGGUCGAUACAUCUUCUCAUGAUCAGAAUUCACCACCAAAAAAUAGUAGUAGUUAUGAUCCUUUCCGUGAUCCCUCAGAAAGUGAUUUGAAAUGGGCUGAACUUAUUUAUAAAGUUCAUGAUGACACAGAAUUCAUAACCCAUUAUGAGGAUGCGAUAAAUUUAGAGGAAAGAAUAAAAAUAUUAACAUAUCUUACAAAUAAUAGUAGGCUCUUUAAAAUGAAUUACGAACCUACUAUAGUUGAAGCAGCCCAUCUCAGAUAUCAUAUGCUUUCUAAUAAAAAGGAUAGUCAGGAUUAUAUAACUGGCAAUAAUUAUGAAAGCAAUAUACCUGACAGUCUUCCUCAGGAAGAAAUCAACAGUUCAAUUCUUCAAGAAUUUCAUAAAAAUGAUUUCGAAUAUGAAGAAAAUCAAGAAUAUAUCAGCAAACCUUUUAAAAAUAAUGAAUUUAUAGAAUAUUGGCAUAUUUUCCAAGGAAAUGACACACCUUGUUUGAUUUGUAAUUUUGAUGAUGUUAACCAUCAUAGUCACAUGAUCACAAAGAAAAAGAAUCAGGAGCUACAACAGAUUCUAAAAUAA